AUGCCUCACUGGUUUUCUCUUGUCAUCGAUUCCUUCAAUAUAUACAUAAAGUUGGAAGAUGUCCAUGGAGCCCACAACUAUCACCCGCUUCCAGUGGUCUUAGCUCGUGGCGAGGGAUGUUAUGUUUGGGACGUCACAGGAAAGAGAUAUCUCGACUUCCUCUCCGCGUAUUCAGCCGUCAAUCAAGGCCAUUGCCAUCCUCGUAUCGUCGCUGCUCUCAUCCAGCAGGCUCAAAAGCUGGCUCUGACUAGUCGCGCUUUCCACAACGAGACACUCGCGUUGUUCACUAAGUUCAUAACUGACUUUUUCGGGUAUGAUAGAGUCCUCCCUAUGAACAGUGGCGUUGAAGCCGGAGAGACUGCGUGCAAGCUAAUCAGAAGAUGGAGUAUCAGCUGUAAUUAUUCAGGACGUACCUUGGCGGCUUGCAGUGCCUCGACUGAUCCUGAUUGUUUCAAUAACUACGGACCAUUCAUUCCUGGAUUUGAAAUAGUACCGUAUAACGACGUCGAUUCUUUGAAGAAGCUGCUGGAAAGCAACCCGAAUAUUGCAGGUUUUUAUGUUGAACCUAUUCAAGGCGAGGCCGGCGUUAACGUCCCAGAUGACAUCUAUCUCCCUGCUGUGCGCGAGCUUUGUACGAAGCACAACGUGCUCCUGUGUUGUGAUGAGAUCCAGACUGGCCUUGCUCGCACUGGAAGAUUGCUGUGUUGCGACCACUGGGGUGUCCGUCCUGAUCUUGUGGUUCUGGGGAAGGCAUUGAGCGGGGGCAUGUACCCCGUAUCUGCCGUCUUAUCGAGUGACGAGAUUAUGCUCACUAUCAAGCCGGGACAGCACGGAUCAACUUACGGUGGUAAUCCGAUCGCUUGUCGUGUUGCAAUGGAGGCUCUUUCUGUUAUCAAGGACGAAGGUUUGGUUGAGAGAGCGGAUCGUUUAGGCAAAGUGUUCCGUGGUAAGCUCGAGGAAGGCAUCGGACACAUGAGCUGGGUUAAACAAAUUCGAGGUAAAGGGUUACUCAAUGCUGUUGUAUGUGAUGACACUUUUCGCGACAAGGUUAAGGCUUGGGAUGUCUGUCUGGCCCUCCGCGAUGCUGGUCUCCUCGCCAAGCAAACCCAUGAUAAUAUCAUAAGAUUCGCGCCGCCCUUGGUCAUCCCUGAGGACUCUUUGAGGCAGGCGUGCGAGAUCAUUAUUGAAGUGUUCAAGAGUUUUGAUGCUAAAGUUGUUGGAGCGUAG
Messenger RNA from Perkinsus marinus ATCC 50983, 1227 nucleotides. RefSeq names its product Ornithine aminotransferase, putative. Gene Ontology annotation, cellular component: cytoplasm. Bases 1 to 1227 code for a protein of 408 amino acids. Lineage: Eukaryota; Perkinsozoa; Perkinsida; Perkinsidae. The transcript is spliced from 12 exons. The record is from RefSeq and is a predicted model, not a curated record. Gene Ontology annotation, molecular function: L-ornithine transaminase activity; pyridoxal phosphate binding; identical protein binding.